This is a messenger RNA of Podarcis lilfordi (Lilford's wall lizard), 1274 nucleotides long. The record is from the annotation of a GenBank genome assembly. Lineage: Eukaryota; Metazoa; Chordata; Lepidosauria; Squamata; Lacertidae.
ACCAUUUUGGUAAACAGCUGCAGGCACGUAUCUUGACCAUCUGAAGCAUCCUUCUGUUUCAUUUUGGGAUUGUGAGUAUGCUCUCUCAAGUUUUACCACAGAUGAAACAAUUGUACUGGUAUUCAGGUUCUUUCUGGGCUUACCACUGAAACCCUGCAUGGCUUCGUGCCUCAGCUGAAUAAGCAACUGCCCUGUCUGUAAGUUCUCUCUGCAGGCCAUUCUUCAAGAGCCUCCACCAUUUCAGAUGAGGUAGGUGCUAACUAGGGUGCAGAUCUUCUCAGAGCUUCCCUUCCCGGCAUUUAUGGAGUGGCUUCCUUUGGACACUUGUCUGUCACUUCUUUUUGGAGCUAAACAAAUACCUUUUUUUAUUUUCCAUAACUUCUAAUUAAACUGUGGCAUUUAUUCUGCUGUUUAAUCACAGUGGCUCUAUUUCCUUCUGUGUAGUUUGUGUAAGGUGUCCUUGAAGAGGAACAGCAGAUUCUGAAAGACCAUGUGUCUCCUACCUGGCUGCGGUCUCCACAUCACCACUUUUGUGUUCCUCCUUGUGAUGUUGCCUGUUGUUGAUGCCUCUGCAGAAACGUCUACUGUCAUAAACUUGGCUGCUUCCCUCAAACAAAAGGCUACAGAAUGGGACCAAGAGCUGUGUGCUGCAGAAGGUGCCUGUAAACCUCGCAGAGAUUUUCAGCCUGAAUUUAAUAUCCGCCUUCCAAAGAUCAAUAAAGAAGACAAAUGCUCUCCCGACGAUGGAUUUGAAAAGGAAACCUGCCUGAGAGGGCUUUCAAGUGGACUUUAUCAAUUUCGGGUGUUUUUGGAAUAUCUACAAGAAUCACUCAGUAUCAGUGAGACACCACCAGUUAAAUAUAUUUGGCCAACAACAGAGAACCUGGCAAGUAGUUUGAUGUCAAUGAUGCAGAAUUCUAAGACUGUGACCCCUCUUGAUCCAGAUAACGCAGACUUUUACUCUAAAAAACUAGCAAGCUAUAGCAACUGGCAAAAAAUACUUAUUCAGCAUGUCAUACUUCAAAAAUAUAUUUCAUUUAUGGAGAAAAUUGUAGGUGCGUUUAGAUACAUGUAGUUCUCGUAUCUACACAAUGUAAAUAAAGUACACCACUUAAAAUUAGGGCUGCAAACAAGGGCUUACAAGGGGUACAAACAAAUCAGUCCCUAAGCUAGUAGGCACUUACCUAUAAAUUUAUUUUAAAAGAAAGCCAAUUAGUGAAGGAAGGUAUGAACUGUUGUAAAUGAAUAAAUACAUAAAACAAAUGCCUUAAAAA